AUGUUCAACCAAGAAAAAGCAUCUCCAUUGGAUUGGGACAUGAAAUUUAAGAUUGUAGUUGAAGUGGCUCAAGGGAUCAUGUAUUUGCACCAUGGUUGUGACAUCCAGAUCUUACAUUUCGAUAUCAAACCUCACAAUAUACUCCUUGAUGAUAAGUUCGUUCCAAAAAUAUCAGAUUUUGGGUUGGCAAAAUUAAGCACCGCAAACAAAGAGGCAGUAACAUUGGCGGCUGCUCGAGGAACCAUAGGGUAUGUUGCUCUUGAACUUAUCAAUAGAAGUAUUGGAGUAGGGUCUUACAAAGCCGAUGUGUAUAGUUUCGGGAUGUUGUUGAUGGAAAUGGUAAGCUUAAACAAAGACUUCACAAGGAACAAUGAUGAAUCUAGUAAGUAUUUCCCAAACUGGAUAUACGACCAUUUGAACCAAGGUAGGGACAUUGAUAUUAGAAAUGUUGAUAAAAACGACGAUAAAAACAUUGGUCGGAUGAUGACAAUUGUUGCGUUGUAG
Messenger RNA from Salvia splendens (bonfire salvia), 504 nucleotides. Its product is annotated as LEAF RUST 10 DISEASE-RESISTANCE LOCUS RECEPTOR-LIKE PROTEIN KINASE-like 2.1. Gene Ontology annotation, molecular function: protein kinase activity; ATP binding. Gene Ontology annotation, biological process: protein phosphorylation. The transcript has a single exon. NCBI's taxonomy places the organism in Eukaryota, Viridiplantae, Streptophyta, Magnoliopsida, Lamiales, Lamiaceae. Bases 1 to 504 code for a protein of 167 amino acids. The record is from RefSeq and is a predicted model, not a curated record.